This is a messenger RNA of Selaginella moellendorffii, 1697 nucleotides long. RefSeq names its product catalase-3. The transcript has 8 exons. The record is from RefSeq and is a predicted model, not a curated record. Gene Ontology annotation, biological process: response to hydrogen peroxide; hydrogen peroxide catabolic process. NCBI's taxonomy places the organism in Eukaryota, Viridiplantae, Streptophyta, Lycopodiopsida, Selaginellales, Selaginellaceae. Gene Ontology annotation, cellular component: cytoplasm. The coding region runs from base 125 to 1603 and encodes 492 amino acids. Gene Ontology annotation, molecular function: heme binding; catalase activity.
ACUCUUUUUGGAAAUAUUCCUGGGUAUAUCCCUCGAGCCUUGGUUCAUAUCGCGAGAGGGCAAGGCGGUGAGGGCGCCGUGCCCAAAAUCGUGUGCUAGCUUGGCGCGCGAUUUCUUCCGCUCGAUGGAUCCCUAUAAGUAUCGCCCUUCCAGCGCCUAUAAUUCGGCCCAUUUCACCACGAACACUGGCGCUCCUGUGUGGAACAACAAUGCGUCGCUCACCGUGGGCUCUCGAGGUCCUAUCCUUCUCGAGGAUUAUCAUCUGGUCGAGAAGCUGGCCCAGUUUGAUCGUGAAAGAAUUCCCGAGCGUGUCGUGCAUGCACGAGGAGCGAGUGCCAAGGGAUUUUUCGAGGUGACCCACGACGUAUCCCACCUCACUUGUGCCGAUUUCCUGAGAGCUCCCGGAGUGCAAACUCCCGUUAUCGUGCGGUUUUCUACUGUCAUUCACGAGCGUGGCAGCCCAGAAACUCUUCGAGAUCCUCGAGGCUUUGCGGUCAAGUUCUACACUCGAGAGGGAAACUUUGAUAUGGUUGGAAACAAUUUUCCCGUGUUCUUCGUCCGAGAUGGAAUGAAGUUCCCUGACAUGGUCCAUGCGCUGAAGCCCAACCCAAGGACUCAUAUCCAGGAGAAUUGGAGGAUCAUGGACUUCUUCUCGCACCAUCCCGAGAGUCUUCACAUGUUCACGUUCCUGCUCGACGAUAUUGGCAUCCCGCUCAACUAUCGUCAUAUGGAGGGCUUUGGCGUCCACACUUUCACUCUCGUGAACCGGGCUGGCAAGUGCUCCUACGUGAAGUUCCACUGGAAGCCAACUUGUGGUGUCAAGAGCUUGCUGGAAGAACAGGCAGUCAUCGUUGGUGGAUCGAACCACAGCCAUGCAACGCAGGAUCUGCAAGACUCUAUUGCAGCAGGGAACUAUCCCGAGUGGAAGCUGUUUAUCCAGACCAUGGAAAUCAAGAACGAGAACAACUACGACUUCGAUCCUUUGGAUGUUACCAAGACGUGGCCCGAGGAUCUCUUCCCGCUGCAGCCCGUGGGUCGGCUAGUUUUAAACAAGAACAUCGACAACUUCUUUGCGGAGAACGAGCAGCUGGCUUUCUGCCCCGCUUUGGUGGUGCCUGGAGUUUAUUACACGGACGACAAGCUGCUUCAGACCCGAAUUUUCUCGUACGCUGACACUCAGAGGCACAGGCUGGGGCCGAAUUACUUGCUGCUUCCUGCGAACGCUCCCAAGUGUGCUCAUCACAACAACCAUCACGAGGGAUUCAUGAACUUCACCCACAGGGACGAAGAGGUGAACUAUUUCCCUUCGCGCUUUGAUCCUUGCCGUCACGCUGAGCGAGUGCCUAUUCCUUCUCACCCUCUCGGUGGUCGACGAGAAAAGGUGAUGAUUGAAAAGGAAAAUAACUUUGCUCAGCCAGGAGCAAGGUUCCGCUCCUGGCCUGCUGAGAGGCAAGAGCGUUUCAUUGCGAGAGUUGUGGAUGCUCUGUCCGACCCGCGCGUCACCCACGAAAUCCGUAGCAUCUGGCUCUCUUACUGGUCUCAGGCGGAUCGUAUGCUUGGUCAGAAGAUUGCAACGAAACUCAACGUGAAAGCCAACAUGUAGACGGAUAAAACUAUAUCUGUGUCCAUCGUGGUGAUCGUGGUGAAAUAAAGAGGUACUAGUUUCAAUUAUUAAACAAUCCAAAUCUGCAUUAUUA